Messenger RNA from Artibeus jamaicensis (Jamaican fruit-eating bat), 5002 nucleotides. It is a transcript of the gene SLC44A1, whose product is annotated as solute carrier family 44 member 1. Gene Ontology annotation, biological process: transmembrane transport; choline transport. Gene Ontology annotation, molecular function: choline transmembrane transporter activity. NCBI's taxonomy places the organism in Eukaryota, Metazoa, Chordata, Mammalia, Chiroptera, Phyllostomidae. The record is from RefSeq and is a predicted model, not a curated record. Bases 149 to 2305 code for a protein of 718 amino acids. The transcript has 15 exons. Gene Ontology annotation, cellular component: plasma membrane.
CGCUGUCCGAGCCGCUGCCGCCACCGCCGCCGCCGAGCCGUGCGGGGCCAGGCCGCGCCCUCCCCGGGCGCCCGCCGGCUCGCAUGCCGAGGGGCUCCGGGGCGUAGCUGCGCGCCCGGCGCCGCCUCCGGGCUCCCCCGGCCCCGCGAUGGGCUGCUGCAGCUCCGCCUCCUCCGCCGCGCAGAGCUCCAAACGAGAAUGGAAGCCACUAGAAGAUCGUAGCUGCACAGACAUACCGUGGCUGCUGCUUUUUAUCCUCUUCUGCGUUGGGAUGGGAUUUAUUUGUGGCUUUUCAGUAGCAACAGGUGCAGCAGCGAGACUAGUGUCAGGAUACGACAGCUAUGGAAAUAUCUGUGGGCAGAAAAAUGCAAAGUUGGAAUCAAUACCAAACAGUGGCAUGGACCACACCCAUCGGAAGUAUGUAUUCUUUUUGGAUCCAUGCAAUCUGGACUUGAUAAACCGGAAGAUCAAGUCUGAAGCUCUGUGCGUAGCAGCAUGUCCAAGGCAAGAACUGAAAACCCUGAGUGAUGUUCAGAAGUUUGCAGAGAUGAAUGGCUCAGCACUCUGUCGCUACAACCUAAAGAUUUCUGAAUACACAUCUUCAAAAGCUUCUCCUCUUUGCCCCAAACUACCAGUUCCAGCGAGUGCACCUAUUCCAUUCUUCCAUCGCUGUGCUCCUGUGAACAUUUCCUGCUAUGCCAAGUUUGCAGAGGCCCUGAUCACCUUUGUCAGUGACAAUAGUGUCUUACACAGGCUGAUUAGUGGAGUAAUGACCAGCAAAGAAAUUAUAUUGGGACUUUGCUUGUUAUCACUAGUUCUAUCCAUGAUUUUGAUGGUGAUAAUCAGGUAUAUAUCAAGAGUGCUUGUGUGGAUCGUAACAAUUCUGGUCAUACUGGGUUCACUUGGCGGCACAGGUGUACUGUGGUGGCUGUAUGCAAAGCAAAGAAAGUCUCCCAAAGAAACAGUUAUUCCUGAACAGCUUCAGAUAGCUGAAGACAAUCUUCGAGCCCUCCUCAUCUACGCCAUUGCAGCUACAGUGUUCACAGUUAUCCUGUUCCUGAUCAUGUUGUUCAUGCGCAAACGUGUCGCUCUCACCAUCGCCUUGUUCCACGUGGCUGGCAAAGUCUUCAUUCACCUGCCAUUGCUGGUCUUCCAGCCCUUUUGGACUUUCUUCGCCCUUGUCCUGUUUUGGGUGUACUGGAUCAUGACCCUUCUUUUCCUCGGCACCACUGGCAGCGCUGUGAAGAAUGAGCAGGGCUUCGUGGAGUUCCGGCUGUCGGGACCCCUGCAGUACAUGUGGUGGUACCACGUGGUGGGCCUGAUUUGGAUCAGCGAGUUCAUUCUGGCUUGCCAGCAGAUGACGGUGGCGGGAGCCGUGGUGACGUACUAUUUUACUAGGGAUAAAAGGAAUUUGCCAUUUACACCUAUUUUGGCAUCAGUGAAUCGCCUUAUUCGUUAUCACCUUGGUACUGUGGCCAAAGGAUCUUUCAUCAUCACCUUAGUCAAAAUUCCACGGAUGAUCCUUAUGUAUAUUCACAGUCAGCUGAAAGGAAAGGAAAAUGCCUGUGCUCGGUGUGUGCUGAAGUCCUGCAUUUGUUGCCUUUGGUGUCUUGAAAAGUGCCUAAAUUACUUAAAUCAGAAUGCAUACACAGCCACAGCUAUCAACAGCACCAACUUCUGCACCUCUGCAAAGGACGCCUUUGUCAUUCUCGUGGAGAAUGCUUUGCGAGUGGCCGCCAUCAACACAGUGGGGGAUUUCAUGUUAUUCCUAGGCAAGGUGCUGAUAGUCUGCAGCACAGGUUUGGCUGGGAUUAUGCUGCUCAACCACCAGCAAGAUUACACAGUCUGGGUGCUGCCUCUGAUCAUCGUCUGCCUCUUUGCUUUCCUAGUCGCUCAUUGCUUCCUGUCCAUUUAUGAAAUGGUAGUGGAUGUAUUGUUCUUGUGUUUUGCCAUCGAUACAAAAUACAAUGAUGGGAGCCCUGGCCGAGAAUUCUAUAUGGAUAAAGUACUGAUGGAGUUUGUGGAAAACAGUAGGAAAGCAAUGAAAGAAGCUGGCAAGGGAGGCGUGGCCGACGCCAGAGAGCUAAAACCGAUGGUAGGUGGAGAUGAGGAGGCGGCCGCCCUCCAAGAAUUUCACUUUCACUUCCUCUCUCUCUCUGUCUUCACUGACUGCACUUCUUCCGGAGAAGCUUUUGUUGUCUGUAUCACGCAGGACGUGCUGCUCUUUCUGUUUGUGUGUUUACCCAUCAAUUGGAUGGCUGAAUUUUUAUCACAGUUGAAACCACCUUCUGUAAAAGUAAGCUGAAAGGAACACAGCAUUGUCACAAGGCAGAGUGGUCAUGGCAGCGAAGGGGAUAUUCUUGUCCCUAAGGUGAAAUUGCUGGGUUUUUUUUUUUUUCUUUUUGACUGUCAGUGGCUAGUUUUCAUUGGGCUGAAUGUCUGGCUGUGUGUUUAAACUGACGGUUUGAUUCUUAUCAUUUGGAAGGUGAUAAUGGCAAUUCCUUUCAACUUGCUAAAAUCCAUAUUCCCUCAUUUUUAAACAUUGGUUUGUUUAUGUUGCUGUCUUCUCCCCUUUGCUGACUUUUUCUUUUGUUGCCUGGAUUGUACUUUCUUUGUUUCUUAAGCUAUUUUUCAGUAGCAAACAAAUCUGUUUUCAUCAACACCCACAUUUCCCACUAAAUAAGACAGCCUGGUCUUCACCACCCUCAGCUGGAUUGUAAGAAGGAUAAAUUACCUCUGGUCAGUGAUGCAUAUAUUCCACUUUUAUUCAAAAAAAAAAAAAGCAACUUCUCAGUGUAGGAGAAUCCGGAGCUGCUUUUCCCAUAGAUGCCUCAUCACCACCUAACAACAGAUGUCUCUAACAUAUAUUCAUCUAAUUACUACUUAUUUUAUGAAUGUAUUAUUUUUAAGUGGCAUGUUUAUUUCAAAAUAUUCUAUCAUUGCUUAUAUCUGUAAACAGUUCAUUUUAAAUACUGCAACUUCUAAUUGCAUAUCAUGUCCAAAGUAUAAGGUAAAGACUUUCUCUUCUUCUUUACACUAUAACAAAUGGUUUGAUUCAUCAUUUUCCAACUUAAGAAAUAUAGAGAACUAGCCCACUGAAGUUUUUAAGAGUAAAGGAAAUGGGUUCCAUUAAGGGGAGUGAGAGAGACCAUAAAUGUAUAUGGAAAAUAACUGCAGAACCAACUUAAAUUAGAGUCUCAGCAGAAUGUCCAGACAGAAACCCUUUCCUUUGUAAACCCGUUCAGUACAUAUAUUGCUGGUGCUCUUAAUAGUUUUGAUGAUAAUAAAGUAAAAUAUCAAUGUUCAGAUUCCCAAAGCACAGAUCACUCUAAUCAUAAGUAAAAAGAUGUAGACAAUGGUAUGGCCCUUAGUUUAAUGUGUGCAUUAGCUGGAACUGGAUUGGGUGGGCAAGGGACGCCAUUCAGCAGUCCCUCCUGUCAGGUGCCUUGCCUCCUCCCCCUUCUUUCUGAACCUGUCUUACGUCAUGCAGGCCAGGGUGGCAGCGUUGAGGGUUUCCAUGCCCUACAGUGGCAUGGAAAAGUGAGGAAGACUCCUUUCUUGCUGCUGCUUCGUUGUCUUAAUUAUUCAGGAACUCAGGUUCCAAGCCUGAGACUUAGAAAGGAUAUAGAAAAUCUUAAAAUGUAAACCAUCUUUUCCCCCCUUUUCUUUCUGUCUAGUGGUGGAAGCUUUCAUUAAAUUAUUGCGCAGUAAUAUGCAUUUAAAGGAAGGGAGAACUAUUUGGAGAUUUAGGACUCACUAGUUUGACCACGAAUUGGCAUGUAGUUCUGUAUUCUUAAGGCAAAGGCAAAUGUAUUGUGGUAGACCAGAAUGAAGUGUACCUUCUCUUACCUAAACCCCCAAUUCAUAAUUAACACUAGGAGAAUUGCCCAGGUUAUGUGGCAUUUUACCAGAAGCCAUGCAAUUUAGAAAGAUUUUAUCCUAAUAUUGCUUUCCCUUAACUCAAACAAUGCAUUAAAAUCUUCAUUCAGUCUUCAGUUUAAUGUCUUUGUUAUUCAUCAGUUCAUUGCUUGGCAAUGAACGGCAAGUCCCAAAUACCUCUUCUGUGUGCAUUUUUCUUCUGGAGCUUUGGACAUGGAGCAUUUGGUACCUAAGAAUAAUGUUUUUUAAGGGGUUAAAAAACUCUUUAGGAGAGAAGAGUGAAAUGUUGCUCAGAGGGUAGUUAAAAUUUUUAAGCACAUGGUCCCUCUAAUUCUUAUCUCUUUUCUACAGUAUGCAUGGUAAGAGUUGACCCCUACUAUUGUGUAUGUGUCCCUAAAGAAUUACCUGAGAAACUUCCCCCUAAAGUUUGGGAAUUGGUAGGAUUCAUAUUGCUUCUUUGUAUUUGCUCGGUCCAAGUCACGUUAUUCCCAUAGAUGAAAGUUCUUUAAAGCAUGUCAUACCUAGUUUGCCGUAUCUGUAGAGACACUACUGUUUGAAUUCGCCGUCUGCCUUCCUCCUCAAUGGAAUAUUUUAAUUUAGGGUUUAUUUUUAGCCUAUAAAAUAAUGUUCAGGAAAAUGAGGUUUUACAUUUUCCUUUUGACAGGGGGAUCAUUGAACUGGAUAUAAAUAUUCCCAGUUCUCCUCUUGGACAUUUUUUUUUGAUAGAUUCUACUAGUUAAGGAAACUUUAAAGGUUUGUGAGGCCUCUCUGCAAAUGUUUGAAGAUGAUUUAGAAAAAUUUACCAAAUGUGAUAUAGAGGUUUAAGAAAGAGACAUCUGGCCACCUGCUUAUACAGGAGAAAAAUCUACAGAGGAAAGGGAGGAAAACCCUGGCCACUAUAGCGUCUUAGACCAGAGAAGUAUUCUCUGCGUAUCUCGAAGGUUAUCCAACCAGCAAUGUGAUUGCCACCGUCCACACAAAUUCCAGCCCCUGCAAAUAGUUUCAGGGGAGAAGGAUUCUCAGUUCAUUUCGCGUUGUUGCUGUUUGUGACUGUCCCUCAGUGUAUUUGUAACGUCAUGCAUAAUCUCCUUCUAAUGGUAAUUGUCUAAGAUUAUACUCUGUA